Molecule: messenger RNA, 1479 nt
Organism: Cordyceps fumosorosea ARSEF 2679
Lineage: Eukaryota; Fungi; Ascomycota; Sordariomycetes; Hypocreales; Cordycipitaceae
Product: Major facilitator superfamily domain, general substrate transporter
Exons: 3
Coding region: 1-1479 (492 amino acids)
Biological process (GO): transmembrane transport
Cellular component (GO): membrane
Molecular function (GO): transmembrane transporter activity
Source: RefSeq, a predicted model, not a curated record
AUGCAGUACGAGGAACAUGCCAAGACCGACAAGGUCAUGGAGCCCCAGACACCAGAAAGCAUCUCCGCCGAGGUCAUCGAGCAGUACAACAUGAUCGAUCCCAAGAUCCACAAGAAAGCAAUGCUCAAGCUUGACACUGUCGUGCUGGGCUGCUUUGGUAUCAUGUACCUGCUAGCCAACCUCGACCGAAACAACCUCGGCAACACCAACAUCAUGGGCCUCCCCGAGGACCUCAACCUCAAAGGCAACCAAUUCGGCAAUGCCGUCACCCUCUUCUUCGCCACCUACGUCGCCUUCGAAGCGCCCUGCUCCAUCGCCCUCAAGCUCGUCGGACCGAAGAACCUGCUCUCCUUCUGCAUGCUCGGCUGGGGCCUCGUCUGCCUCGGCAUGGGCUUCAUAAAAAACGCCAACCAGCUGUACGCCUGCCGCCUCCUCAUCGGCUUCUUCGAGGCCGGCCUGAUCCCCUGCAUCAACGCCUACAUCGGCAUGGUCUACCUGCGCUCCGAAAUGUCCCUCCGGUCGGCCAUCAUGUACGGCUUCAGCGCCUUUGCCGGCGCCGUCGGCGGCCUGCUCGCCUCCGCCGUGUCCCGCAUCCACGCCGGGGGGCUGCCCCCCUGGUCCUGGCUGUUCAUCAUCGAGGGUAUUAUUACCAUAGCGCUGGUGCCGGUCAUCUACGCCGUGUUUCCGAAGGACCCCCGCACCGCGUGGUUCCUCAGCGAGGAGGAGCGGCGCGUGGUCAGGCUCCGGUUCGAGCUCAACCCGCACCUGGCGGUCAACGAGGCGUUCUCGUGGCCCAAGGUGCUCAGCGCGUUCAGGGACCCGAAGCUGUACCUGCACGCGGUGCUCGAGUUCUCCGUGUCGCUGUCGCUGUUCAGCUUCAUGACGUUCCUGCCGGCCAUCAUCCGCGGUUUGGGAUACACCAGCGUGCACGCGCAACUCCUGACCGUCCCCGUGUACGCGUGGGCCACGGCGUCUUACGUCGUCAUCGCCCUCCUGUCGGAUCGUGUCGGCCUGCGAGCGCCCUUCAUCCUCGGCGCCUGUCUCUUCCUGAUCAUCGGGUAUGCCGUCAACCUGGGCACUGAGGCUCUCGGCGCCCGUUAUGCAGCCGUCUUCAUCAUCGGCUGCGGUGUCUACGCCACUGCUGGCCUCUCCAUUGUAUGGCUCAACAGCAACUUUGCCGGCCACUACAAGCGCGCGACCGCCCUCGGCGUCACCUUCAGCGUAGGAAACUCGUCCGGCAUCGUCGUCGGCCAAAUUUUCACCGCGCAGACCGCGCCUCGCUACGUGAGAGGCACGGGCAUCACCAUGGGCUUCGCAGGCUUUGCGAUGCUUCUCGUCUGCGUCAAUGCCUUUGCCCUGCACUACGUGAACAAGCAGCGUGCGGAGCGUCUUGCCACACGCGAGCCAUCUAUAGGUAGCGAGCAGGGAGACAAGGAUGAGGUGUGCGAUUACGACGACACGUUCAAGUACAACUUGUAA